Molecule: messenger RNA, 4905 nt
Organism: Cryptococcus deneoformans JEC21
Lineage: Eukaryota; Fungi; Basidiomycota; Tremellomycetes; Tremellales; Cryptococcaceae
Product: protein-histidine kinase, putative
Exons: 14
Coding region: 307-4458 (1383 amino acids)
Biological process (GO): cellular hyperosmotic response; phosphorelay signal transduction system; phosphorylation
Cellular component (GO): membrane
Molecular function (GO): phosphorelay sensor kinase activity
Source: RefSeq, a predicted model, not a curated record
UCAGGUCUUUGUUUUCUGCUUCCACCUCACCUCGCUUUCUCCACUUCACAUCUUCCUUCCACCCAGCCACGUGCAGAGCCGAGCCUCCUGCCCCAAGCCGUACAGCCCACACAUUCCGCGUUCCGCUGACCAAGGCGUCCGUCAUCUAGAGCUAAAGUAGAGCGUCUCCUCUUGCUAGCGUAUCCAGAUACCGAAGCAAAGGUGACUAAAGACUCGUUGCCCCCGCUGUACUCCUCUCCGCCCGUUCCGCACACACCCACCAUCACCGACCGAUCUCCUCCCCACAAACGGGCAAGGUUGACCUCCAUGUCCCUCCCCGAUGCCUACCCUCCGGUCAUAGCCACCGAAGGGAGCACGGCAUUCCAAUCGCAUAUUCUUUCCCUGCUGUCAGUGAUAUCCCAACACCCGUCUCCCGAUUAUCCAUUCCCAUCAAGUGGCGAUUCUACGCUGCAAGACAACGCUUCUGUGACGGCAAAAAAGAAUGCUACCCUUUCAACCUUUCCCGGCAAAAAGACCCCGGCUGAGGAUGCGAUUGAGCGAGCUAUUAUUGCCCUCGGUGAUCGUGUUUGGACUUCCGAGAGGACGCAGGCGCAUCUGGUAAAGGACGUCAAACGCGACGUUCCUGCCCAACCUGGUUCAGAUCUGCUUACUCCUGAUUGGACUCCUCCGGUCCCCACCCUCAACGACUCCUCUCCCGAUCCUGUUUGUCCUACCUGCACUCGGCCCGUUUCCUCCAGCGAAACCUCUUCUUUCACUCCCCAGCAGAUCGCAUCUUUCUAUCAUCCUUUUACGGCUGCCCUGUCAACGCCGCCGCCUCCUCUUCCCGAACAAAUGUUCUUCCCACAGAGCGUUCUUGCUGCUUAUGUCUCUGCUACUUCUGACAGCGAAUCGGCUGGCGAUUCUGGCAUGUCUGCCGAAAAGGAACUCGAACUUCUCAAAGCUCAAGUUCAGGACAUCGCCCGUGUGUGUAAAGCUGUCGCCACUGGUGAUCUUACUCAGAAGAUUAUUGUACCCGUUAAAGGCCAAACCAUGACUGAACUCAAAAACAUCAUCAAUGCAAUGGUGGAUCGUCUGCAAACUUUUGCCGUGGAAGUCGAGCGCGUGUCUUUGGAAGUCGGUACUGAAGGAAAACUUGGUGGACAGGCCGUCGUACCCAAUGUCGAAGGCACAUGGAAAGUCCUCACCGCCGUUGUGAAUAAACUUGCCGCCAAUUUGACUAACCAAGUGCGAAGCAUCGCAAAAGUCACGAAAGCCGUAGCAAAGGGUGAUUUAUCGGAAACCAUCGACGUAGAGGCGAGCGGUGAAAUUGCAGAAUUGAAGACUACAGUCAAUGGAAUGGUCAUGUCUCUUAGAACGUUGGCAGACGAGGUCAGCAGAGUGUCUUUGGAAGUCGGUAGUCAAGGAAAACUGGGAGGCCAAGCCAAUGUGCCGGAUGUGGAGGGAGUAUGGAAAGAUCUAACUGUCAAUGUGAAUCGAAUGUGUGAAAGUUUAACGACGCAGGUGCGAUCAAUCGGCAGUGUUACCACAGCUGUUGCUAGAGGUGACUUAAGCAAGAUGAUUGAGAUUGAAGCAGAGGGAGAAAUGGCCGUCUUGAAGAAUACUGUCAAUUCAAUGGUUCGGCAACUAACUGUAUUCGCCAAAGAAGUAACUCGAGUUGCGUUAGAAGUCGGUACCCAUGGCCAGCUGGGCGGUCAAGCCGUCGUUCCCGGUGUUGAAGGCGUAUGGGACGAUCUCACAACCAAUGUCAACAAGAUGGCCAGGAAUCUGACAGAUCAAGUGCGGGAGAUUGCCAUGGUCACAAAAGCUGUCGCUCGGGGUGACUUAUCCAAGACAGUCAAUGCCGACGUACAGGGUGAAAUUCUUGACCUGAAGUGUACUGUGAAUGAAAUGGUUGCCCAACUGACGGUAUUCGCUGCCGAGGUUACUCGUGUAUCUCUUGAAGUUGGAACGGAGGGGAAAUUGGGUGGGCAAGCCGUUGUGCCCAACGUGGAAGGCACUUGGAUGGUUCUUACGGAUAACGUUAACCUAAUGGCAUUAAACUUGACUACUCAAGUGCGUUCCGUUGCUGAAGUUACAACGGCCGUCGCUGCUGGUGAUCUUAGCAAGAAGAUCAACGUCGCCGCGUUCGGCGAGAUUCUCGAGCUUAAAAAUACGGUCAAUAACAUGGUGGAUUCACUACGUUCGUUCUCAUCCGAAGUCACCCGUGUUGCGCGAGAAGUCGGAACCGAUGGCCGACUAGGUGGUCAGGCCAAGGUUCCUGGAGUGGCCGGUACUUGGAAGGACUUGACAGAUUGUGUUAACAUCAUGGCGGCCAAUUUGACUGAACAGGUCCGAACCAUCGCGCAUGCCACUACUGCAGUAGCUCGUGGUGAUUUGACUCAAAAGGUUGUCGGCGUCAAAGUAUCCGGAGAGAUCCUCGAUCUGGUGAACACAAUCAAUAAUAUGAUUGACCAGUUAGCUAUAUUCGCGGCAGAAGUGACGCGUGUCGCUAGGGAAGUUGGUACAGAAGGAAAGUUAGGAGUGCAGGCCGAGGUUGAAAACAUUGAAGGAACCUGGCAAGAGAUCACAUCCAACGUGAACACCAUGGCCUCGAACCUGACAUCCCAAGUUCGAGCUUUUGCUCAAAUUUCCGCAGCUGCAACAGAUGGUGACUUCACAAGAUUCAUCACUGUUGAGGCGUCUGGUGAAAUGGAUAGUCUAAAAACGAAGAUCAAUCAGAUGGUCUACAAUCUCAGAGAGUCCAUUGAGAAGAACACCAAAGCGAGACAGGAAGCUGAAAUGGCCAACAGAAGUAAAUCCGAGUUCUUGGCCAAUAUGUCCCAUGAGAUUAGGACGCCGAUGAACGGUAUUAUCGGCAUGACGGUGUUGACUCUGGAAAGCGAAUUGACUAGGCAACAACGAGAGAAUUUGAUGAUUGUCUCUAGUUUGGCUGGAUCCCUGUUAACCAUCAUCGAUGAUAUCCUCGAUAUUUCUAAGAUUGAGGCGGGCCGCAUGACCAUGGAACAAAUCCCAUUCUCCCUACGUGUUGCCGUCUUCUCCGUCCUCAAAACUCUAUGUGUCAAGGCAGCCCAGAAUAAGCUGGAUCUCAUCUUUGACGUUGAUCCCACGAUGCCUGAUCAACUUAUUGGUGAUCCACUUCGUCUUCGUCAAGUCAUUACCAACCUCAUCGGUAACGCCGUGAAGUUCACUACCAAAGGUCAAGUAGCUCUUUCUUGUCGAGUCAAGCGCUACGUGACCGUCGCCGACGCUGUUGAGCUUGAAUUCUGUGUGGCGGACACGGGUAUUGGUAUCAAGCAGGAUAAGCUUGAUGUCAUUUUUGACACCUUUGCGCAAGCGGAUGGAUCUACCACUCGCAAGUACGGUGGGACUGGCCUGGGAUUGACCAUCUCCAAACGACUAGUAAAUCUGAUGAGUGGCGACCUUUGGGUUGAGUCGGAAUAUGGGCAGGGAAGUAGAUUCUAUUUCACUACUGUUGCGGAAAUGACUAGCGUACCGAGGGAUCAAAUAAUAGAGCGGCUAUCGCCUUGGUCGGGCAGAAGCGUCUUGUUUAUUGACACACUUGGUGACCAGACGGGAAUCGUGGAAAUGCUCCAAGAACUUGGUUUAAAGCCUAUUGUUAUCCAUUCUGUGAACGAUGUGUAUCUUUUGCAGGAUCAAGGCUUGACGGUAUUUGACACGAUGAUCGUUGAUUCUCUCAAAGCUGCGGGAGAACUGAGAGGCAUAGAAUAUCUUCGCUACAUCCCCAUUGUUCUUCUUGCACCAUCGAACAAACCAAGUGGACCCUCUAAUCCAUCUUUUAUCUCACUUCCCGAAUCGCGCCGCCGUCUUCUUGCCCUUCCUUCCGCCUCCGAACAACUUCUCUCACCUAUACCCGUCAAGGAUUGCUUAGAGAUGGGUAUCAACACGUACUAUACCACCCCUCUCUCCUUACAAGAGUUAUCCAACGCGAUCGUCCCUGCGCUGGAAUCCCAUCAGAUCCAACCAGGAGACACUGUUAAGGACACUAUCCUCAGCGUGUUGCUUGCGGAAGACAACCUAGUGAACCAGAAGCUGGCUGUUAAGUUGAUGGAGGUCGCCGGUCAUAAGAUCGAAGUUGCCGACAAUGGUGAAAUUGCAUUAGAGAAAUACAAGAGGCGACAGCUGGCUAGAACACCAUUUGACGUCAUUCUGAUGGAUGUUUCGAUGCCUGUGAUGGGAGGCAUGGAAGCCACGGGUCUGAUUCGCGAGUUUGAAGCGAAUGAGGGCGUACCUCGCACGCCUAUUAUUGCUCUUACAGCACACGCGAUGAUCGGUGACAAGGAGAGAUGUCUUGCGGCUGGCAUGGAUGAAUACGUCACGAAGCCUCUGAGAAGAGGCGAUUUAUUGGCAUCAAUAGCCAAAGUACUAGCUCCCAAGCAGUCUGCCAGCGGCUUGGAAAUGCCAGCCGUACCUAUUCCAGCAAAUAUCUAUGGUAGAUAACCCUCCUUUCUUUCGCCCGAUUGUCGACCUCCUUUCGGGAUUAUCUCGUCAGUAUCUUCUACCCUCUUCAACUAGAUGGCGGCCUCCAUGGUGUCGCAUCGCAAUGUUUAUACCCCACCUAGCCCCGCAUUUUUCUUUCAAGAGGUUUUCUUUUAUUUGAUUCUGCUUUCUCUCUUGGUUUAUUCGCUAAACGCACCCUCUAAACGUUAUCACAGAGGUGUACCUUGGAUUGCUUGGAAUCUUGGGUUGUCUAUGUACCACUUUUGGGACUCGAUGCGUCACGUAUUAUUUGAUAUCCUUUAUCAUCUAAGGACCGUUUCAUUCCUAGUAUUGUUCCGUACGACAAUACAAUUAUAUUAGCAUCUAGCAUUAGCACUGCUUGAUGAUUAUCGCAUACCUGGAAUGCGAAGUGAGAAGAUAUGCAGCUUGUAUUUAUUGUGUCACAAA